Messenger RNA from Candida tropicalis MYA-3404, 387 nucleotides. RefSeq lists its product as uncharacterized. The transcript has a single exon. Lineage: Eukaryota; Fungi; Ascomycota; Pichiomycetes; Serinales; Debaryomycetaceae. Bases 1 to 387 code for a protein of 128 amino acids. The record is from RefSeq and is a predicted model, not a curated record.
AUGCAAGACUUACCACCUAUUGGAGGAUAUGAACCAAUUCAAUGGAAAAGAAAUCUUCCUUCUAGAGGGUUCAGAGGAUCAGUAUACUUUUGGGGUAUUGCUGGUUUGAUGACUUUUGGAUUUUAUAGAUAUUAUCAAGGUGUAAAUGAACAAAGAGAAUUUACUAGAGAAAGAAACUGGGCUAGAUUUCAUUUGGAACCAUUGUUGAUUGCUGAAGAAGAUAGAAACAUUGCUAGAAGAUAUUUUGCUGAAUUAGAACGUCGAGAAUUGGUUAAACAAAAUAUGAGUCCUGAAGAUAAAGAAAGAUUUGAAGAAGACUUGUAUAAUGACAAAUCUAAAUUCCGUUUCCCAAGAUUCACUGCUGGACUUCCACCAAAGGAUAUUUAG